Pieris rapae (cabbage white) is the source of this 557-nucleotide messenger RNA. RefSeq lists its product as uncharacterized. The transcript has 7 exons. The coding region runs from base 7 to 546 and encodes 179 amino acids. Lineage: Eukaryota; Metazoa; Arthropoda; Insecta; Lepidoptera; Pieridae. The record is from RefSeq and is a predicted model, not a curated record.
GAUGCAAUGUGUGCGUUGUUAUAUUGUUUGACAUAUAUUCUUUUAUUUAAAAAAUGUAUUUGUGUGUACCGAUUUCAAAAUAUUCCCAUAAACAACGAAAUCGGGGGUGUUUUGGAAACCUAUUUAAAACCAAUAAGCAAACUUUCAGAACUAUUUCCUAAUCAACAAGUGGAAGUACAGUUAGAAUUUGAUGGCUCAAAUUAUAUACCAAAGCGAUAUCUACGACAAAGUGAUACCAGUGUUUUGCCUUCGAGCUCUACAAUUAUAACCACUCCUACCAAUCUAGAAACUUCAACGAAUUCAGCGGUCAAAGACAGACCCGUGUACAUGAGCGAUUUAAAGAAAGUUUUUGAUGACUUUGAAAAGAAACAUACAAAGUUUCAUGAUGACAUCAAGCAGGUGCCCUUUGUUAACAUUAAACAAACGGUGGGGAAUCUAAAUGAUUUAUUAGGAUUAUUAAGAAAAGGUGUUCAAGUGGAAAAGGGAAUUGGUAAACCAACCGGUGAAAAUAUGAGCUGGUUUCAAAUAAAAAUACCAAUAAAUUAAUACAAAGUUAC